AUGCUUGAAAUGGCCUUACACAUUGUUGUUGGUCGUAUGUCCUUGUGUCAGGCCUGGCGCUGUGUGUGUCGGGGUCCGGGCAGGAGACAAUCCCCUCUCCUCGUCCCUUUUGUUUGCCAACAGCUUUCUUCUGGCUGCAGGCCACAACGUCCGAGUGGCGGCGCCAGACCUCUCACAGACCCUCAAAUUGUCUUUGACCACAACAACUGGGAUAAUGUUGUAUGGGACGAAAGCCAAGAAAGUGAGGCUCGUAGGAUCACCGAGGAACAAGCUGCUGAUCUUGUCUCCUUUGAGAAACAAGUUGAAUACGAAGAGAAGGCAUAUGAAUUUUGGGACAGUUUUUACAAAACACACCAGGACAAAUUCUUCAAAGACCGCCAUUGGCUUUUCACAGAAUUUCCUGAAUUGGCCCCCUAUGCUCACAGCACCACUCUCACCCAACUUUCCAAUUCUCAUUCCGGUUCUGAGGACGAAGUCGAAGAGGAAGAAGAAGACAGUGAUGAAUUACUGGAUGAAGAAGAAAAAAAUGAUGAUGAUGACUCAACAACUAAUGCAGGCAUUCCAGAAAUUGCGGUGAUCCCACCAACUUCACCUCUUGAAAACCAUGACCCUGAUGAAAGCUUCCAUAUAUUUGAGUCACAUAAAUUUCUCAGGAUUGAGGUGAAGAUUGUUGACCAAAAAAAUUUCUUCAUUUUUUUCUCUUUCUCUUUCUUUUUCUUCUUUUUUCCUCUUCUUUUUAUUUUUAUUUUUAUUUUUCUUUCUUUUUUCUUUUUUCUUUUUUUUUUUUUCUUCUUUUUUUUCUUCUUUUUUUUUUUUUCUUUUUCCUCUUUUUUUUUUUUUUUUUUUUUUUUUUCCUCUUCUUUUUAUUUUUCUUUCUUUUUUCCUCUUCUUUUUAUUUUUCUUUCUUUUUUCCUCUUCUUUUUAUUUUUCUUUCUUUUUUCCUCUUCUUUUUAUUUUUCUUUCUUUUUUCCUCUUCUUUUUAUUUUUCUUUCUUUUUUCCUCUUCUUUUUAUUUUUCUUUCUUUUUUUUUCCUCUUUCUUUUUUAUUUUCUUUCUUUUUUUCCUCUUUUAUUUUUUUUUUUUCUUUCUUUCUUUUUUCCUCUUCUUUUUAUUUUUCUUUCUUUUUUCCUCUUCUUUUUAUUUUUCUUUCUUUUUUUUCUUUUUAUUUUUUUCCUCUUCUCUUUUUAUUUUUUUUCUUUUUUUUUCCUCUUCUUUUUUUUAUUUUUCUUUCUUUUUCCUCUUCUUUUUUUCUUUUUUUUUUUUUCUUUUUUUUUUUCCUCUUCUUUUUAUUUUUCUUUCUUUUUUCCUCUUCUUUUUAUUUUUCUUUCUUUUUUCCUCUUCUUUUUAUUUUUCUUUCUUUUUUCCUCUUCUUUUUAUUUUUCUUUCUUUUUUCCUCUUCUUUUUAUUUUUCUUUCUUUUUUUUUUUUUUCUUCUUUUAUUUUUCUUUUUCCUCUUCUUUUAUUUUCUUUCUUUUUUCCUCUUCUUUUUUUUUUUUUUUUUUCUUUCUUUUUUUUUUCCUUUUUUUUUUCUUUUUUCCUCUUCUUUUUAUUUUUCUUUUUUCUUUUUACUUCUCUAUUUUUUCCUCUUUCCUUCUUUUUACUUCUCUAUUUUUUCCUCUUUCCUUCUUUUUACUUCUCUAUUUUUUCCUCUUUUCUUUCUCCUCUUUUUUCCAUUUCAUUUUUCUUUCUUUUUUUUUUCCCUCUUCCUUUUUUUUCCCAUUUCUUCUUCUUUUUUCCCUAUAUUUAUAUAUAUUUUUUAA
Messenger RNA from Acanthosepion pharaonis, 1758 nucleotides. The record is from the annotation of a GenBank genome assembly. Lineage: Eukaryota; Metazoa; Mollusca; Cephalopoda; Sepiida; Sepiidae.